AUGGAUCGAGAACAACUGGAACACAGCCUCAAUGUCAUCAAGGCAAAGCCUGUUGAUCCCUUGAUGCAGCUUACUGAGGUGGAAAUUGCCAGGGCUGUCAACAUCAAGGCCAGUGUCGAGCAGGACGACAGAAUUCAGAAUCUAUCCGAUUUUGAAUAUGUUCAGUAUGCCCUCACAAACAUCAAUGAAACUGUAGAACAAGUUCUGGAGCGUGUCUACUUGAUGCAAUGUUUUCGACAAGAAUACAGAAUCAAUGACACUCCCAAAGAGGGAGCCAAAUUGUUUCACGAGUUCUCCCUCAUGUGUCCGGGGCACAUGCUUGCUGUGGAUCACCUGCCAUUCCAACAAAAUUACACAAAAACCAUGGAUAUGGCAAAGCUUCUUCCCAAAGAACAAAUUAGAACAGAUGAAGACUUGAGGGUUUAUAUGGCUGGCCAUUAUUACCAUUGGAACAGUAUGUACCCAAACUUUAUGGCCAUUCGACUAGGAUUUACUUUGGUUUGUGAAUGUGAGGGGACAACAAUGGCAUCCUUUGAUUCAGAGCUGUUUGAAAAAUCGGGGCAUCACCUUUUCAAAUCGUAUCCCCAAAACACAAAGAACGUGUUUGUGCUCAAUCCAUCCACAACGAUCAACUUUUGGUGGGCCUUGUUCAAGAGAUUUUUGCGCGACGAUCAAAAAGGCAAAUAUCAUUUGGGAUAUCAAAUUCCAGGUUUUGAAGGACGGCGCAUUGAUGGACUGUACAAAAUGCCAACAGAAGAAGCGGGAAGACAGAGAAUGAUCAGCCAUGUCCACGAAUUCCUGACACUUCGGAAAAAGAAUGAGGCAGACUUUUCCUUGCUAGGGGCAGCUUUACAGGUCAUGACUUUAGAUGAGGUGCAUCAGGUAAUUACAAACCAGAAUGAUCAGACUUGA
Molecule: messenger RNA, 912 nt
Organism: Seminavis robusta
Lineage: Eukaryota; Bacillariophyta; Bacillariophyceae; Naviculales; Naviculaceae
Source: the annotation of a GenBank genome assembly